ACGUUUUUAAAAAAUGGGAAUUUUGCAUCACAGGUGCGCGAGCGCGAUGACGUCAGUGGAGCGGGCGUCCAAAAAUAUCCUCCGAGAUUGAUUUUUAUAACAAGAGUGGAUGCAGAAGUGCAGAGCCACAGAGGUCCACCAUCACAGAACCAUCACAACAGACGCUUCUCUCACUGAUCACUGGAUGCUUCUUGUGAGGGAGGCCAAUAAUGGAGAAAAGAGCAGAAACAUCUCAGCAUUCUUCCAGAUCUGGACGGGUAAAGAGAGAGCCAUCACCUUCUGCUAAAGGGAGGAAAACCAAAGCACCCAAAUCUGUGAAGCUCCAAGAGCCCCACAAAAGAAAAGAAAAACCAGAAGUGACAGUAGAAGAAGAAAGAGGUGAAGCUAAAGAGGCUCAAAUCAUCUCCGGCAGCACUGUUGUAAACGUAGACAGUGUGAGGGAACGAAUAAAAGAAGAUCGAGAGGAGUUACUGGGAUUACUGGAGACCGAAGGGCCUGGAGAAGCCUUGAAGAAGAGAUACCUUGGAGUUUGUGAGCUACUUCUGAUCAUUUUGGUCCUGUCUGUGGUGAUCUUCUUCUUUCCUGUUGCCAUAUGGUUCUGUGUGAAGAUUGUGAGAGAACAUGAGAGAGCCGUGAAAUUUCGGUUGGGGCAUUUAUUGCAGAAGAGACCAAGGGGCCCCGGGCUGAUGUUUUAUUUCCCAUUUUUGGAUGUGUGCCAUAUAGUGGACAUUCGUCUGAAAAUACUGAAGAUCCCUCCUCACACGGUGGUGACCAAAGAUCUGGUGUGUACCGAAGUGAGUGCAGUGUGCUACUAUCGUAUCGAGAACAUCUCUGUGUGUUAUUCCUCCCUCGCCAGUAUCCCAGAUGUGCUGCAGUCUCUGACCCAGGUGUCUGUUAAAAAGAUACUGGCCCACCAUGCCUUCACUGACAUUUUGCUGAACCGGAAACGGAUGGCCCAGGAGAUUCAGGUCAGUUUAGAUUCGGUAACCUGCAGGUGGGGUAUCAAAGUGGAAAGAGUGGAUAUAGAAGAAAUCAGUCUUCCACAUGAGCUGCAACACAACUUUGCUGUGGAGGCCGAAGCAAGACGUCAGGCACAAGUCAAAGUGAUCGCUGCAGAGGGAGAAAAGGCGGCUUGUGAGGCUUUGAAGGCCUCUGUAGAGUCUCUCUCUGGUUCUCCAAUGGUUGUGCACCUUCGACUCCUGCAGCUCCUCAACAGUCUGCGCUCUGAGCAGCCCGCUGUGGUCCUCAACAUACCUCCUGAUGUCCUGACUCAAUCCAUCGACCUCAGCAGUUUGACCAGACCUGCCAAUCAAAGCCUGACCACAGGUGAUGGCUCAGAUGAUGCUAACAAAGAUUUGCCCAUGAUGUAAACACACCAUGACUCUCAGUGUUCACUUAGGAAGAACAGUUUCAUACGACUCAUUUUAUGUAGACAUGCACAAAAUAUCAGUACGAUAUUGGUUAUUGGAUGAUAUUUGAGAUCGGUAUGGGUCAAUAUUUAUUGGUGCUUGCUCAUUUCCUCUAUUUUUACAUUUAGUUACCUUUGCUCCAUCUAACUCUCACUUUGACUUAAUAUUUAAAAACACUAAUAAAAUACACUAUUAAAUGUAAUCUUUAGCAAAUUUGAUGAUAUGUGCAAUACAAGUACACUUCAAAUACAGAUGUAUCUAUUGAAACUUUAUUAUUUUGGGGGCCUUGGGUGCGGGUGUAACAUUAUUCUUGCUUGCUGUAAAAAGGGUAAAUAUAGUCAGAGGUUAGGAAACAGGUCAGUUCAUAACAUAUACUGUAUUUACAUAAAUAAAAGAUUUCACAACAGGAACAAGUCGAAUUUACCAAAUUGACCAACAGAAAGCUGCUUGGUUUGAAACUGACUUGUAUGAGUGGUGCUUCAUAAAUCACUACACUUACACUUGGUCUCCACACUAGACCGAGCCUGUAGCUGCCUCUCCAGAUCU
Messenger RNA from Cyprinus carpio (common carp), 1955 nucleotides. RefSeq names its product podocin-like. Gene Ontology annotation, cellular component: plasma membrane. Lineage: Eukaryota; Metazoa; Chordata; Actinopteri; Cypriniformes; Cyprinidae. The record is from RefSeq and is a predicted model, not a curated record.